AUGGAUAAUUAUAAUACAACAUUGGAAUUUUGCGUCAAUAACAUUUCUAAUGGUCAUAUUUUUCAUUUUAUUGCUUUAUUGAUUAAAACGAAUCGAAACGAUCCUAACACAUUAUAUCUUAUUGCUACCAUGAUAUGUGAUUUAAUCUUUGUCAUAGAUUUUCUCUGGCUAUACGGCGCACAAAUGUCGUUUAUUAAAUAUGAUCCUCGAGAGAUAUUUUCAUGUGGAAUUUAUUAUAGUAUAUUCAUUGGCUCAACGACAUUGUUGACUCUUUAUGUAACAUUAUGGUAG
This is a messenger RNA of Rotaria socialis, 291 nucleotides long. NCBI's taxonomy places the organism in Eukaryota, Metazoa, Rotifera, Eurotatoria, Philodinida, Philodinidae. The record is from the annotation of a GenBank genome assembly.